CUGGGUUUUCAAUAAAAAUGGUUAUGUAUGAGUUCGAUAAUUUUGGUGUUUGGUGAUCUCGAAAUUUUUAUGCUUAGUUGCUUGGUGGAUGGUUUUGGGAUGCUAGAUUUUUCUACAAAUGAGAGAAGAAGAAAAAGGGAAUUUUCAAUAACUGGGAAGUAAUUAACAUGCUCUAAAAUUGAUAAUUUUGGCAACUAAAAGUCACUGCCUCUGCUUGUGACUUUGCCAAAAUGAAGUUUGAAAUAUGAAGUUUAAUUGUGUUUGGGUGAUUUCUGCUGGAUCUGGAUCUAGAUCUAGAUCGGGGGUGAUCGUAAUCCUAGGGAAGAUUGUUUUUCUUCUUUCUAUAGACCUUUGUCUAUUUGAACUCUACUCGAAUAUUUUCAUUCAUUUACACAUGAUAAUAAAGUAUUCAUCAACUAUUUGCUAGAUAGGAAAUUUACAACGUGACAUG
Linum tenue is the source of this 451-nucleotide messenger RNA. The record is from the annotation of a GenBank genome assembly. NCBI's taxonomy places the organism in Eukaryota, Viridiplantae, Streptophyta, Magnoliopsida, Malpighiales, Linaceae.